Messenger RNA from Cimex lectularius (bed bug), 2843 nucleotides. Its product is annotated as thyrotropin-releasing hormone-degrading ectoenzyme-like. NCBI's taxonomy places the organism in Eukaryota, Metazoa, Arthropoda, Insecta, Hemiptera, Cimicidae. The coding region runs from base 83 to 2776 and encodes 897 amino acids. Gene Ontology annotation, biological process: peptide catabolic process; proteolysis. The transcript is spliced from 16 exons. Gene Ontology annotation, molecular function: metalloaminopeptidase activity; zinc ion binding; peptide binding. Gene Ontology annotation, cellular component: cytoplasm. The record is from RefSeq and is a predicted model, not a curated record.
UGUCAAUCAUCUGCUUUGUAAAUUGUUUGUAUGAUACAAAGUUUUAUUUGUAGGCAUUAUUAGUAAGUUCAGUUAAAACACGAUGUAUGAAAAGUGUUCUGUGGAAGGGGAGUUUGACUAUACCCUAGUUUAUGAAUACCAGCCAAAUGUCCAUCAAAUUGUUAUUUCAAAUGAUUACAAAGGAAAGGAAUUGGAGGUCUCAUGUUAUGAAUUAAAUUUAAGUAUUAAUUUGAAAAGUAAAGAGUUCACGACUGAAGUAAAAAUAAUAUUUAAUACUACUGCCAGUCGACAGUUCUUGGUUUUGAAGACAGGUGACUAUGAAAUAUCAUCAGUUGAAUUGAAAAAAGGGGAUCUUUUAGUGCCGAUUGAAACAAUAAUAAAUUACAAACCUGCACAAAGUCUAGUCAUUCAUCUGGAACAGAAAUUACUUCAAAAUGAAUAUGUGCUAACUAUUAAAGGAAAAGGCCUAAUAAACGAAACAAUGAAUGGCCUAUGUUUUGUCUCUUUAAAAAACAGUGACAGUUAUUUAUUGAUAACACAAAUGAGACCAAAUAAUGCACAAUCGCUUUUUCCUUGUUUUGAUCAAGCCCAAUUGUUAGCAACUUUCCAAUUUAACUUGAUGGCUCCAAGUGACGAGUUUUUAAAACCGGUUUCAAACACACAGCCUGAGAAAUUUAUUACAGGCUUCCCAGAAGAGCACAUGACAACCGUUUCAUUCAGUAAGACCACAUUGAUGCAUCCCAGUAAAUUUUUUUUGGCUCUAGGAAAUUAUACUCACUCAGAACCAUUUGUAACAAAAGGUGGUUUUAUUAUCACUAUAAUUAGCCGGAAUGAGAUUUCUUAUAGCCUACAGGAAAUUCCAAAACUGACUAAAACCAUUUUGGAAAUUCUUACAAAAUAUUUCCACACAACAGUGCCAACAAACUCAUUAAACAUUAUUCUUGUGCCUAAACCAUGGCCAUACAUGGCGUGUGCAGGAAUACCAGGCAUUUUAAUCUGUGAGGAGUCUUUAUUAACUAAUUUGAAGAAAAAAAAUUGUAUGGAAUUUAUAAAGUCUAUAAUGUUUUUGGUACAUGAACUUUGUCAUUCGUGGCUUGGAGGUGAUGUUACAAUUGAUAAUUGGGAUGAUGAAUGGAUUCUUGAAGGAAUUGUCAGUAUAGUAGCACACGAAUGUGGGGAAAUGUUAUACCCUCAAUGGUAUGAUGAAUGGAUUCCCAUAAUGCAUCAAAUAUUUCCAUUGCUUCACUUUAAAUCCAAUAUCAACACCGGUUAUUUUAAACAUAGUAACAUUCUGGGCCAAAUUUUUAGUGAACACAGUCAUGAAGAAUUUAUCAACACAAAAUGCAAGAGCAUGGCAUUAUUCAGAAUGGUAUGGUCCAUUUCACCCACUGCAUUUAGAGUAGUCCUUAUAAAUUUGCUGAAUAGAAAAGAACGAGUUAAUGACUUGCAUAUUUGGAAUGACCUGUGGUCAGAUGUUGAAGUUCAACCAGAAGCUCUCUUGCAGGAUUGGAAUAAGAGUCCAAAAUAUCCAGUAAUAAAUGUUCGCACCACGUAUAAAGACAAUGAUCAAGUCUUAACUCAGAGCGUUUUUCAAAGCAUCACAAGUAAAUCUGAUUUUGAUCCAUAUAAUCAGAACUAUUCCUGGACAAUACCAAUUAAAUACAUUGAUUUAACUCAACCUAAAAUCAUUCUGAAAAUAUGGUUUCCACAGGAUAUUCCUGAAGUUACAAUAACCAAUUUAAAAGGAAAAUGGUUGAAAAUAAAUUGGCACCAGAGAGGGUUGUUUAGAGUAAACUACACUUAUGAUCAGUGGGGAAAAUUCACUGAAAUGCUGAAUAAAAAUCCAUCUUUACUGGAUCCUCAGGACCGUGCGAACCUUGUAGAUGAUGCAUUCAGUUUAGCUAGUGCAGGAUAUUUUCAAUACCAUGUUGCACUUGAGUUGAGUUCAUAUAUAACACAUGGAGAGGAAAGACAAUAUUUUCCACUCACAGUUUCUUUUCACCACUUAAGAAAAAUGUAUCUUUUGUUUUACAAUAAAAAUGGGCAAGCAUUACUACAAAAAUACAUCCACCAUAUACUUUUUAAAUAUAUACAACAAAAUGUUUGGCAAGUGAAUAAGUUAUCUCCCACUGAAACAUUAAGGAGAGUAGAAAUCAUAUCAGCAGCAUGCUGGUCUGGGUAUCAACCAGUGUUGGAUACAGUCAGAGAGAGUUUUUUGGACUGGUUAGAUGAAAAAGAAAACCCAAAUCUGCAUGUCGAUUUAAUAGACUGCAUCACUGUAUAUGGACUUGCUGGCAGAGUGGACAAACAUUUGUGGAGGAGAGUAUUCCAAAUCUUCAUGACAAGCCAGAAUGUUAAACAUAGAGCUCGUUUGUGGUCAGCAUUGUCAGGAAUUGAUGAUGAAAACCUUCUACUAGGAAUGCUAAACGCUUUUUUAUCAAAAGACCAUUCUCUGGAAACAGUUUUAGAAAGAUUAUUGCAACCAGCUGAAAAUCCAUUGGCAGCAAAGUUAAUUUUAGAAUAUAUUUUGACACAUGUUCCAAUGUUGACUGUAGCCAGUUUUGAAGUAGUGGAAAAAGCAACUAGAUGCUUGAAAAAAUUAAUCUACUUCAUUGAAGACAUAAACUUAAUAGAACAGACUUUAAGCUAUACCAGACUGUGCAAAAAAAUUCCCCAAGCCCGAGAGGUAGAAGAAACCAUAAUGGAAAUGAUAAUAUGGAAUGAAAGGCAGUCCGACGUUGUCAAAGAAUGGCUACAACAGUUCUUUGAACAUUAAAUAUAUUCUUGAACACCAUUUGCAAAUAAUGUAUGCAAUAUUAAUAAUAUAAUAAGUUCAUACAUAA